Messenger RNA from Vitis riparia (riverbank grape), 1518 nucleotides. RefSeq names its product probable acyl-[acyl-carrier-protein]--UDP-N-acetylglucosamine O-acyltransferase, mitochondrial. The transcript is spliced from 11 exons. Gene Ontology annotation, molecular function: acyl-[acyl-carrier-protein]-UDP-N-acetylglucosamine O-acyltransferase activity. The record is from RefSeq and is a predicted model, not a curated record. Gene Ontology annotation, biological process: lipid biosynthetic process. NCBI's taxonomy places the organism in Eukaryota, Viridiplantae, Streptophyta, Magnoliopsida, Vitales, Vitaceae. The coding region runs from base 52 to 1059 and encodes 335 amino acids.
UUACUGUAGUGAGCUAUCAUGAUUUGAGUUUUGGCAGAUUCGAAGCGCGCAAUGUUGAGAAUCGGCGGAAUUCUGAGGCCACUCUCAGCACUCACCCUGCGAUGUUUCUCUAGAACCUUCUCUUCUUCCUAUGUUUCGGAAAAGAGCAGUGUUGAUGCGCUAUACCCUAGCUUCUUUCAUCCCACAGCGGUUGUUCAUCCUGAUGCAGUAAUCGGACAGGGGGUUUCGAUUGGUCCUUUUUGUACAGUUGGGCCUUCUGCAAAGCUUGGGGAUGGUUGUCAGCUAUAUCCAGGAAGCCAUAUUUUUGGAGAUACAGAAUUGGGGAAGCAAUGCGUUUUGAUGACUGGUGCGGUGGUAGGUGAUGAUCUUCCAGGGCGUACAGUUAUUGGAUGCCACAACAUCAUAGGAUAUCAUGCUGUGGUUGGUGUCAAAUGCCAAGACAUGAAAUACAAGCCGGUUGAUGAAUGUUUCCUUGAUGUUGGUGACAAUAAUGAGAUCAGAGAACACACAUCUAUCCAUCGAUCUUCAAUGUCUAGUGAAAGAACAGUCAUUGGUGAUAACAAUCUUAUUAUGGGAUCUUGUCAUAUUGCCCAUGACUGCAAAUUGGGUAACAACAAUAUUUUUGCAAAUAAUACCCUUCUAGCAGGUCAUGUUGUGGUGGAAGAUUAUGCGCACACUGCAGGGGCUGUUGUUGUUCACCAAUUUUGCCGUAUUGGCUCAUUUUCUUUCAUAGGUGGUGGUUCUGUGCUUUCAAAAGAUGUCCCAAAAUACAUGAUGGUGUCUGGAGAAAGAGCUGAGCUCCGUGGUUUGAAUUUUGAGGGUCUUCGACGUCGUGGAUUCUCAGACACAGAGAUCAAGAGCCUGAGAACGGCAUACCGAAAAAUAUUCAUGUCCAUUGAUGCAAAAUCUGGGAGUUUUGAGGAACGUCUUGCUGAAGUGGAGCAGCAUGAAGAACUGGCUCAUGUUCCUAUUGUAUCUUCCAUGGUACAAUCUAUUCGUGAUUCUUUUACAGAAAAUGGUCGUGGAAUUUGCACGUUCAGGCAUUGGACUGGCUCUUGAAGAAAUGCUGGAACUGCCUAAAAACAACCGAAUUUUCAAGCUGGUCCUGAUGACUGUAUAGCAUGAACAUCUCUCUGAGCUAGCAUUUGGUUGGGCAUGUUACUGAAGUUAAUCCAUAGCAAUUCGGAUGAAGAAGAAUCCUUGUGAAAGCAAAAACUCCCUCUAAGGAGAGAAGUUAGAGAAGCUAAAAUUUAUGUAGAAAGAGAAAGGAACUACUCAUUUUGUGGUUAGGAAAAGAGAGUGAAUGGUGCAAAUUCUUUUUUGUGAAGUAUUGACUGCAUGAACUAAUUGGAUGCUUCCAAUUCAGAGCCCAUAAUGCAGUUAAAUUUUUGGUUCAUCUUACAUGGACAGUGUGAUGAGCAAUGACGAUGCUGGUGAUGAAGCAAAUAAGAAACUGUAUGACAUGAGAAUCUUUUAUGGUGCAAAAUAAUCAAAUUUGCAAUUCAUGACUGCAAUGAA